AGUCACAUGACACGUUUCCUGUCAAGAUGGCGGAUAAUCUCCCUUCGGACUUUGAUGUGAUCGUAAUAGGGACGGGUCUGCCUGAAUCCAUCAUUGCAGCUGCAUGUUCAAGGAGUGGCCAGAGGGUUCUGCAUGUUGAUUCAAGAAGCUACUAUGGAGGAAACUGGGCCAGUUUCAGCUUUUCAGGACUGUUGUCCUGGCUAAAGGAAUACCAGGAAAAUAGUGAUGUUGUGACUGAAAAUUCAAUGUGGCAAGAACAGAUACUUGAAAACGAAGAAGCUAUUCUUCUUAGUAGCAAGGACAAAACAAUUCAACAUGUAGAAGUAUUUUGUUAUGCCAGUCAGGAUUUGCACAAAGAUGUUGAAGAAGCUGGUGCACUGCAGAAAAAUCCUGCUUCAGUGAUGUCCGCACAGGCCACAGAGGCCGCAGAGGCUGCAGAGGCCGCAGAGGCUGCAGAGGCCACAGAGGCUGCAGAGGCCGCUUGCCUUCCUACUGCAGAGGAGUCCUUAAGCACGAGGAGCUGUGAACUACCUGCAGAACAAAGUCAGUGCACGGGGCCAGAGAGUUCACCACAAGUAAAUGAUGCUGAAGUAGGAGAGAAAGAAACUCAGAGUGAUGCAAAAAGUUCAACAGAACAAUCAAGUGAAAUUUUGCCUAAAGUACAAGACAACACAGAGACACCAAAGAGAAAUGUAAUUACUUACUCACAGAUUAUUAAAGAAGGCCGAAGAUUUAACAUUGAUUUAGUAUCAAAACUUCUCUAUUCUCGGGGAUUACUAAUUGAUCUUCUAAUCAAAUCAAAUGUUAGUCGGUAUGCAGAGUUUAAAAACAUUACGAGGAUUCUUGCAUUUCGAGAAGGAACUGUGGAACAGGUCCCCUGUUCCAGAGCAGAUGUCUUCAAUAGCAAACAACUUACUAUGGUAGAAAAGCGAAUGCUUAUGAAAUUUCUUACAUUUUGUGUGGAAUAUGAAGACCAUCCCGAUGAGUACAAAGCAUACGAGGAAACUACAUUUUCUGAAUACUUAAAAACUCAAAAAUUAACCCCCAACCUACAAUAUUUUGUCCUGCACUCAAUUGCAAUGACAUCAGAGACAACAAGCAGUACUGUAGAUGGUCUCAAAGCUACUAAAAAGUUUCUUCAGUGUCUUGGGCGGUAUGGCAACACUCCAUUUCUGUUUCCUUUAUAUGGCCAAGGAGAACUUCCACAGUGUUUUUGCAGAAUGUGUGCUGUGUUUGGUGGAAUCUAUUGUCUUCGCCAUUCAGUACAGUGCCUUGUAGUGGACAAAGAAUCCAGAAAAUGUAAAGCAAUUGUAGAUCAGUUUGGUCAAAGGAUAAUCUCUAAACAUUUCGUUAUUGAAGACAGUUACCUUUCUGAGAAUACAUGUUCCGGUGUACAGUACAGGCAAAUUUCCAGGGCAGUCCUGAUUACAGAUGGAUCAGUACUAAAACCCGAUUCUGAUCAACAGGUCUCCAUUUUGACAGUGCCAGCAGAAGAGUCAGGAAGUUUUGCUGUUCGAGUCAUUGAGUUAUGCUCUUCAACAAUGACAUGCAUGAAAGGCACAUAAAAUGACCAUCAAGAGUGAUAACCGUAUGGACUUAAAGAACUUGACAUUAACCUUAAUAGUGAUUUUUACAGUGCUUAAUAUUUGCCCAGUACCCUAGGGAGAAGUGGGUUUCCCUUCUGUGUCUCACUUUCUCUAGGUAGGUGCGAGUUCAAGUUUCCAGACCGUAGCAAAAUUGCGCCACAGCUUGGAAGCAAGUGUUCAGUACACAGAACUGUGGCACAUACUUCAUGUCCAAACUAUAACAUGUGAUUCAGUUUACCAUGUGGAGCAUUUAUUUUUAAAUCUCUGUGAUGUAUAAAUGUUUUACAUGAUUGUGACAUGUGACUUUUUUUUUCUUUAUCAUAGUUCAACAAAUAUAGAUCAGAGAGAACUGUGACAUUUGUCUUUCUGAGCCUGGGUUACCUCAAUUCAGUGUGACCUUUUCUGGUUCUAUCCAUUUCCCUGCAGAGUUUAUGAUUUCCUUUUUCUUUUCAACUGAAUAGUAUUUCAUAGUUCAUAUGAAACACAUUUUUAUUGUCAGUUAAAGAACAUUUAGGUAUUGUUUUCAUCUCAUGAAGUAGACCUCAAAUCCAAUCAAAAGGCGGUUGCUCGCUCCCAUAACAUUUGGGCCACAAUAACAUCAGUAUAUAUUGCAGUCUAGUCUCUAUUCUAGGUCACAGGGGGCCACAGGGUGUAUAGAUGGAUGAUACUAAUAUUAGUUCUCUCCUCCAGUACUCUACAGACGACCUACUUCUUAGCACCAUGAACGUUCAUCAGUUGGGGUGCAGCUUCUAGUUGGGCACCAAAUCUCAGUGUUCAAUGGCACAGGUGUUGUCUUCAGAAAUAGGACUUUACCAUCAGGUUGUGGAGAACAACCAGUAACCAUGGCAGUAAGCUUUGAUGUUUGGUGGGAGCAUCUGUGGAACCUCUUUGGCCAAUGAUUCAGUAAGCUGUAACUUAUUCCUGUCACUUGGAGCUUUUACUUGGUAGCGUAAAAUGUCUAGCUGGGAUGCUGUCUCCUCCAUUAUCUUAGCAAGCCUCUACAUUAAUAAAUUUCCUUGUGCUUUUUCAAAAGGCCUUUAGUAUUAGCUGCUGUCCCUUCCCAUAUUCCCUCCUUUACCGUGAUCUCCCAUCCCCUUCUCUUUCCCCUUCUAGAGAAGUUUCCCAUUUAAUGUUCCACAGCACUGUUUUUUCCUCUUUGGUAGAUUUCCUCUUCUCCCCUUCUCCCUUAGGAGUUACGUAACUACUCUGAUUAUUUUGUCUUGUGCCUUUAUGCCUUUGUGUAUAUGAUUCCUUUCAACUAGAAUGACCUUGAUAAUUAUUUAAAUCCUUCAUCCUUCAGAUUGUAACUCAGAUCGUACUGUGUUUCUUUUAGUGGCUCAUUCCUGCAGUGACACAUUUGUACCAUUGUUUAGAUAGAGCCCUGCAUUUCUCUAUAGAUUAGCAAUUUCAUAUUAUUUACUGUUUAUUCCACAUUAGUGAUUAUAAUAAUAAAUGAUAUAUACUAAGUACCAGAUAUAUGCUUGUAUCAUGAUUGACUAUAUUUUUUUUUACAAUUUAUAUCAAUUCUAAGAUAGAUACAGCCCCAUGUACAUUCUAUAGUUUUAGCUAGACAAACGGAGCAUCAAAAACAAAAUAGUCUUAAGGGUGACAGACAGAAUAAGCAGGAUUUGAACUUAGAAUUUGCACAACAUUUUAAAUCUACACUUUAAUCACUGUGCUAUACUGCUUCUCAAAGAAAUUCUAACAUGACUAUAGAUGGGAUGUUUUUCUUCAAAAUGGAAAGAACAGAAUUAUGGCUUACUAUCUAUAUAUUCCUUAAGCAUGUAAUACUCAUGCUUAGCCCCAUUAAAAAUGAAAAUAAACAUAGUUACACUUUUAUAAAAAUGUAACAGCAUGUGAUAAAGGGUUUGUUACUCAGCUUUAUUAAAUUGUUCUAAUGCAGUAAGCAGGUAUCAUUCUUGUUUUAAAAAUGACAAUCUCUACAGUUUGUAAGGAGUGUACCCAUUAGGUUUAGCAAAUGAAAAAUGAAAAAUUGUAAAGAACCGUGUCUUCAUAAGUAAUGAAGCUGAAAAAUAUUGAAACUGGAAAAUGUAUUUAAGUAAGCUGUUUUGGUCUCAUAUACCUGACCUUCUGGGGGUGGGUUUCUCUCUUGACUCCAUAGGAAAUGUAAAGAGAACACUAGUAUUAUAAAAAGAACUUUGGUUCAAGCUUCUACAGAAUUAACUCCAUUUAGUUCCUUCGGAUUGGUUCCAUUUUUUAGCUUACUGUGUCUUGUUUCUUCACUCGAAGAUUCUGCUAUUUAAUUUUGUUUGUGGAUGUGUAUGUGUGGUAAUAGGAAUGGGUAUUUAAAACAAUUGAGCUACAUCCUAGCAAUAUCCCCUACUCAGCCUGGGAAUUAGCCUAAAUGAUAUUUAGAGAGAUGGAGCUGCACAAGCCUCCAGAAGCCCCGAGUCACGCAGGCACUUUUGUUUUGUAAUAUAUGACAGGAUUUUUGUUUUGUUUUAUGUUUUUGGUGUUUUGUUUUGUUUUGUUUUUUUCGAGACAGGGUUUCUCUGUAUAGCCCUGGCUGUAUUUUUUAAGAAGACUGGUGGCCAGGGUCAUUUGGCUUCUGAAUCCCUUGCUGCCUUACUUGUUUCUACCUUAUACAAUUUUCUCUGUGGUUUUUACUAUAGCUUGAUGACUUUAUAUCAAUUUAAUACUGAGAAUGUAGACAACCUGGCUGUUUUUCUCUUGCUCCUAGCCUGAAAGACGUAAGCUUGAGCUCAUUACUUAUGCUUUGCCUUGUACCAGAGAAAAAGAGAAGUUUUUGAUCACUUUAAAUCUUUUCAUUCAUUAUGCAGUAUGUAUUAUAUUUAAAGGUAAUAGAGUUAAUAGCUUGACAUACUAUAUAACAAGACAAGAAAGAUACUGAGAUAGAAACUGAUAUAUUUAUCAUUUACUUACUAUUACUUAACUGAUAUUUGGCUUCUGAUUUUUCUUCUUUUCUUAUGCUUUUAGCCUGUUCACAGACAUUUAGGAGCAAUUUAUAGCUCAGAUAUUAAAAGGUCUUUAAUGGCUUAUUUCCUGUUGCUCCCUUACUUAAGAGUCAUUGAUGCAUUGAUGUUCUAUAUAGUUUCAAAUUGUAUAUAGUUUCAAGUUGUUCUGUUCUUCAUCAGUCUUCUAAAAUAGAAUUAGUCUGAGUAUAUCACAGAAAGCUUCCAUGUGUCUGAUUCUCAUUCUCUCUCUCUUUCUCUCUCUCUCUCUCUCUCUCUCUCUCUCUCUCUCUCUCUCUCUCUCACAUCUAUUUCAAGUCAGGGGAAAACACAGGCAAAUAUACUGUGCUUUUAUUUUACAUAUGCAAACCUGCUUCUGCCUCAUUUAUUUUUCUCAUUUGAAGCUUCCCAAUGAUAAGCAUAUUACUUCAUUCUGAAUGUCCACCAUCACUGUCUUCCAAACUACUGCCCAGUGUCUUCUGAAGGUUUUCUCUUUCUUCCUAAACCUCUGAAUAAAGCACAUCAUGGACACAAUAGAACGUGUUCUCAAAAUUAACAUAAUUAUUUCUUCAGUCUAAUUCAGAAACAUUUUCAUUCUUUCUCUUGUCAAGAAAAUGCUAAAUAGAACUAUGUUAUGUGUUAAGAGCUCACAUUUUGGAUUCUCUUUUCUGGAUUUCCCAUAUUCUAAUUAUGGUAAACUGUGAAUGAUAUUCCAGUUUGCUUGUAAUAUAUAGCUAUCAAAAACUAAAAUAGUACCCCAAAAUAAUUCUAUACAUGCAAACUUGAUGUAUUUUCAGGCAUUUAACUAUAAAGGAAUUUUGAAAUGACUUGUUUUUCCUGUGCACGAUUAGUAGAAAAGCACAUUUCUAGAUGAUAAUAAUCUAUACCCACACACUUACACACACACACACACACAUACACACACACACAGCCAGAUAAAUGGAACAAAGCACCUGUACUUGCCCUGAAACCAGACUGUAAUGACGGAAUCCUGAGUGAAACUCAUCAUUCUUCUUAUUGGAAGAAUCACUUGACAAAUGUUGGCAAGCACUGUAACUAAUGUAGUUAUACCAGAGGAAAUCAGAUGUAAUCCAUAUAUAUUCCAGUGAGGCUGGACUGUAUCCGUUCCUCAGAGGAAACAAAAUGAGAUUUAUAGAAAGUAAAUUCUGUGAACUUUGGUGACUUAAGUUAUGGUUGUUAAAGAAAUGCAUUUUAAAUAUUCCAGAGUUUACCCAAGAGCCAAUCAAGUUGUAUGUAAGAUGCACUUAAUACAAAAUGAUGACUUUUAUUGUAAAGAUGGGCAAAGAUUUAAGUGUUGAAAGAUUUUGAGAUAAAAUCUGUUUGUUCUUCUAACAUAUGCGUUAUACAAACUUACUGCUUUCAGAAAAAAAGCCGUUAACUCUUUAUUAAAGAUCUUUUUAUACUUUAAUGGUAGUCUUUACCUUUCAAAUUUUUGAAAAUAAUUAUAUAAGAACAAAAUAUGAUAUUAUGAUCUAUAUACAUUGUAAAAUCUAUAGUUGAAAUGAUUAACAUAUCCAUCACUGCAUAUACAUAUAUACAUAUAUAUAUAUAUACACACACACACAUACAUACAUACACAUACACACACUUUGAAAAAUCUAUUGUUCAUGCAGUACAGUCAGUAAAUUUUGUAAUGUAGUGCCCCAAAUGUAAACUAAUCAUUAAGCCUGUUGCUCCUGUCCAACCAAAACUCUUCACACUUGGAUGAUUGUGUCUUUCUCCUCUUCUACCCUUGGUUAUGACUUUUAUUUUGUGUUCCCAUAAUGCUGACUUUUAAAAGUUGUGUGUGUGUGUGUGUGUGUAUGUUUGUAUGUGUAGUUGAGAAGAGAAUAUAUAUAUAUAUAUAUAUAUAACUAACCAUUAAUCUUUAUUUGUUUUACAUGUAUUGAAAUACCAUUGUACCUCACAAAUAUAUAAAAUUAUCAUGUAUUAAUCACAUACACAAAGCCAUGCUGAAGGAGAUGGAAAUGCCAGUUAUCUUGGUUUGGUCAUUAUGCAUUGCAUGCAUGUUUUAUUGAAUUACUGUACUAUUAUUCCACAUAUAUAUGUAAAAUUAAAGUAACUUUUAUAAAA
Molecule: messenger RNA, 6613 nt
Organism: Mus musculus (house mouse)
Lineage: Eukaryota; Metazoa; Chordata; Mammalia; Rodentia; Muridae
Gene: Chm
Product: CHM Rab escort protein
Exons: 13
Coding region: 27-1565 (512 amino acids)
Biological process (GO): small GTPase-mediated signal transduction; intracellular protein transport
Cellular component (GO): cytosol; Rab-protein geranylgeranyltransferase complex
Molecular function (GO): GDP-dissociation inhibitor activity
Source: RefSeq, marked validated